AUGAGUAACUGGAGUUAAAUAAGUGGAACUGUCAUAAUAACAAAAGAAGAAGUAUUACCAUAUUAUAAUACUAUAUAAUAUUAAUAUAUAAUAUUAAUAGGCAAAUGAUCGAGGAGUUACUCUUUAAAAGAAGAAAUACUUUCACUACGAAUAAUAUAGGGAGAGAAUCAUAUUGGGAUUCUUAAUUCUAAUAUUGAAAUACAAUAACUAAUCGUUCAUUCUUGGUAUUAAUCUAUUCGGAUUAAAUGAAUUAGACAUUUAUAUUGAAAAUCACCUAUUUUCUUAUUAUUUCUACUAACAUCUCUGGGUAUUCAUUUUAAUUUUUAGCAUUAGAAUCAAUGAAAUUAAAAUUUCAAGGUCAGGAUUAUUAGAAUCAAUUUCAUAAAUUUACAAACAUGGCGCCAUAUACUUAUGGGACUUAGUAAUUCUUAAUGAUUAGAAUAAGG
Paramecium octaurelia is the source of this 446-nucleotide messenger RNA. NCBI's taxonomy places the organism in Eukaryota, Ciliophora, Oligohymenophorea, Peniculida, Parameciidae. The record is from the annotation of a GenBank genome assembly.